AUGGUCUAUGUCAAGGGCAGCGUCGCCGAGGUCCCUCUCGGUGGCUCCGACGAAGAGAACAUCGAGCUCAAGAAGCUCGUUGGCGAUGUGGUCGAAAAUGAGGACGAGUAUGAUGGUUGGGAGAAGCUAGUCCGAGCUGCGGAAGCCCUCGAGGGCGGCCUCAACCGCAACUCGAGUCCGCAGGCUAUAGCCUUCACGCGCGAGAUCUACAACCGAUUCCUCGCCAAAUUUCCUCUCUUCUUCGGAUAUUGGAAGAAAUAUGCCGACCUGGAGUUCUCCAUUGCUGGUACCGAAGCCGCGGAUAUGGUCUACGAGCGGGGCGUCGCUAGCAUCACGAACUCGGUUGACCUUUGGAUGAACUACUGCGCCUUCAAAGUCGAUACCUGCCACAACACCGAAGAGAUCCGAGAGCUCUUCGAGCGCGGUGCUAUGUGCGUGGGCUUGGACUUUCUCGCCCAUCCAUUCUGGGACAAAUAUAUUGAGUUCGAAGAGCGUCUUGAAGCCCAUGACAAGAUCUUCGCCAUUCUCGGCCGCAUCAUCAACAUUCCGAUGCAUCAAUACUCGAGAUACUUCGAGCGUUAUAGGAACCUUGCUGCGUCGCGUCCUCUCAACGAGCUCGUCUAUGACUCUGUUCUCGUCCAAUUCCGCACUGAGGUCGAACUCGACGUCACUAGGAUCAAGAGCGAGCUGGAGAUUGAGCGUGAACUUCGUGCGAGAAUCGAUAACUUUCACCUAGAGAUCUUCCAACGCACUCAGACCGAGACGACGAAGCGAUGGACAUACGAGCAGGAGAUCAAGCGACCAUAUUUCCACGUCACCGAGCUUGACGAGACUCAGCUAGUCAACUGGCGCAAGUACCUGGACUUCGAGGAAGCUGAAGGCGACUUCACUCGUACUGUCUUUCUCUAUGAGCGGUGCUUGGUCGCCGCGGCAUAUUACGAGGAGUUCUGGCUGCGCUUUGCGCGCUGGAUGUAUGCCCAAGAAGGGAAAGAAGAGGAAGUUCGCAACAUCUACGCCCGUGCGAGUGCCUUGUAUGUUCCUAUCUCUCGGCCCGCAGUACGCCUCCAGUACGCGCGUUUCGAAGAGUCAACGGACCGCAUCGAUGUUUCCCGGGCUAUCCAUGAAGCUAUCUUGGACAUGUCUCCUGGCCAUCUCGAGACAAUCAUCUCUUGGGCCAACCUUGAGCGUCGCCAAGAGGGACUAGAUGCCGCCAUCAACGUCUAUAAGACAUACAUCGAGUCCCAAGAUUGCGGUAUUUACGUUCAAGGGGCCAUGGUGGCUGAAUGGGCUCGUCUUCUGUGGAAAAUCAAGGGUUCGGUUGAUGAAGCCCGCCAGGUCUUCAAAUCCAACGAACAAUACUACCUCGAUGUUCCCGCGUUCUGGGUCAAUUACCUCCAGUUCGAGCUUCAACAGCCAACUAGUGCAGCGACGGAGGCUGAGCACUACGAGCGGAUUAAACAGCUCCACAGAUUCAUUCGCUCGAGCACACGAUUAGCUUCCGAGACGAUCAAGGAAAUCUCUCAGCACUACAUGACCUACCUCCUGGAGCGUGGCACGAAAGAUGCCGUCAAGAAUGCCAACAAGGAUCUCGCCAAGGAUCCCGCCGCCAAAGAGUACAUGAAGCUUGACAGGGAAGCGAAUGGACGAUCAUCGCGUACACCUGCGUUUGGUCGAAAGCGUUACUCGGAUAAGGUUGAGGUGGUUUCGGCUCGACUGCCUGGGAGCACGUUUCCGCCAACCCCUCCACCGAUGCCUCGUUCUCCCCCUCCUUUGCGUUAUUCCCGUUCUGGUCUUUCUUCUCGUCUUUCUCGUCUUUUUCUUGUUUCUGGUUCUAUCGUUUAG
Messenger RNA from Mytilinidion resinicola, 1842 nucleotides. RefSeq lists its product as uncharacterized. Gene Ontology annotation, molecular function: protein binding. The coding region runs from base 1 to 1842 and encodes 613 amino acids. Gene Ontology annotation, biological process: RNA processing; mRNA 5'-splice site recognition. Lineage: Eukaryota; Fungi; Ascomycota; Dothideomycetes; Mytilinidiales; Mytilinidiaceae. The record is from RefSeq and is a predicted model, not a curated record. The transcript has 5 exons. Gene Ontology annotation, cellular component: U2-type prespliceosome; U1 snRNP; commitment complex.